GUAUCCAACAGACCAUUGAGCAGGAGGAGAGUCAGAACAAGUCUUCAGCUGACCUGAGGAUACGCAAGACACAGCACUCAACGCUGUCCCGUAAGUUUGUGGAGGUGAUGUCAGAGUACAACGCCACCCAGUCAGACUACAGGGAGCGCUGCAAGGGACGUAUCCAGAGACAGCUGGAGAUCACUGGGAGGAAUACAACAAACGAGGAGCUGGAGAGCAUGUUAGAGAGCGACAACCCAGCGAUCUUCACCUCAGGGAUCGUCAUGGACUCCAACAUCACCCAGCAGGCGAUGAACGAGAUCGAGACUCGUCACACUGAGAUCAUCAAGCUGGAGAACAGCAUCCGUGAGCUACAUGACAUGUUCAUGGACAUGGCCAUGCUGGUGGAGAGCCAGGUGAGGCCUAGCGACUAGCCAGACCCCAGCCUCGCCUAGCCAUUCACCCCACCACCCCCUCACUUCCCCUGGGCAUAGACUGGGACAGAGGGGCUGAGGAAGCCAACAGGUCCAGCAUUGAGCUCUGUUUCCAUGUGCAUAUGGCCUCACAGUGGAUAGAUUGGUGUUUUAUCACACAUAUAGCAACACUAUGUCGGUCUGUUCCCAGACCAGUAACACUACAUUGAAAAUAUGUUGUUGUUUUUUUAUUAAAUGUAAAGCUAUCUCUCAAACAAGAGUAGCACCUCAUUAAAUAUACCUGCAUUUAGAUUGGCUGAAGGACAGGCAGGAAACUGUGGGAAAGCUUACGUGGUAGAUUUACAUUAUUGUCAUUUAGCUGACUCUCUCAUCCAGAGCGACUUACAGUAGCGUAGAUUUUCCAUACUGGUCCCCCGUGGGAAUCGAACCCACAACUCUAGCAUCGCAAUCGCCAUGCUCUACCCACUGAGACACACGGUGGUAGAUACUGGUAGAUACUGGUAGAUACUGGUAGAUACUGGUAGAUACUGGUAGAU
Messenger RNA from Salvelinus sp. IW2-2015, 949 nucleotides. Its product is annotated as syntaxin-1A. NCBI's taxonomy places the organism in Eukaryota, Metazoa, Chordata, Actinopteri, Salmoniformes, Salmonidae. Gene Ontology annotation, biological process: intracellular protein transport; synaptic vesicle fusion to presynaptic active zone membrane; exocytosis. Gene Ontology annotation, cellular component: presynaptic active zone membrane; synaptic vesicle; endomembrane system. The record is from RefSeq and is a predicted model, not a curated record. Gene Ontology annotation, molecular function: SNARE binding; SNAP receptor activity.